AUGACGGGUGAUCGUGAACAAAUCGGGGAGCCGAUUGCCAUUGUCGGAAGUGCCUGUCGCUUUCCUGGCGAUGCAACAACACCAUCGAAGCUAUGGGAUCUGCUGAAAGAUCCCCGUGACGUCUUGACGGAGAUUCCUGAAAGCCGAUUUAGCACCAAGGCCUUCUACCACCCAGAUGGUCUGCACCAUGGCACGACCAACGUGCGACACUCUUACUUGUUAUCCGAUGACCACCGACUCUUCGACGCCCAAUUUUUCGGAACAAAGCCAGUCGAAGCAAACUCCAUUGACCCGCAGCAAAGGUUGCUGUUGGAGACCGUCUAUGAGGGCUUGGAAACUGCCGGUAUCCCUAUGGAAGGUCUCCAGGGAUCCAACACCGCGGUUUAUGUUGGACUGAUGACGAACGACUACGCAGACAUGCUAGGUCGAGAUGUUCAAAAUUUCCCUACCUACUUUGCAUCUGGAACUGCUCGCAGUAUCCUAUCGAACCGAGUCUCCUACUUCUUUGACUGGCGCGGCCCCUCGAUGACCAUCGACACAGCCUGCUCUUCCAGCUUAAUCGCACUACACCAGGCCGUGCAGAGCCUCCGAAGCGGCGAGAGCCAUGUCGCCAUUGCCGCCGGAACCAACCUUCUCCUUGGCCCUGAACAGUAUAUUGCGGAGAGCAAAUUGAAGAUGCUAUCUCCAACUGGACGCUCGCGGAUGUGGGAUAAGGAUGCCAAUGGAUAUGCUCGUGGUGAUGGAAUUGCUGCUGUGAUUCUUAAACCAUUGAGUGCCGCCUUGGCUGACGGUGAUCACAUUGAGUGUAUUGUUCGCGAGACGGGUAUCAACCAAGAUGGCCGUACGAAAGGAAUCACCAUGCCGAACCCUGUGGCUCAAGCAGAGUUGAUUCGCACCACGUAUGCUCGAGCUGGACUUGAUCUUUCCAAACCGAGUGAUCGACCGCAAUACUUUGAAGCUCACGGAACUGGUACCCCUGCUGGUGAUCCUGUCGAGGCCGAAGCAAUUAGCACGGCAUUCUUCGGUAAUAAAGCCAACUACCACCGUAAGAACGGUCAAGAAGAUCCAUUGUACGUUGGAUCUAUCAAGACUGUCAUCGGACACACCGAGGGAACAGCAGGUUUGGCAGCUGUUAUGAAGGCGUCUCUGGCAUUGCAGCACGCAGUGAUCCCGCCAAAUCUCUUGCUUAACGAAUUGAGUUCAACGGUUCGACCCUUCUACACUGAUUUGGAGAUUGCUCAGACCGCCAAACAAUGGCCUCAACUCCCAGACAACACCCUUCGUCGAGCUAGUGUCAACAGCUUUGGCUUCGGUGGUGCAAAUGCUCAUGCAAUUCUGGAAGAAUACAAUCCAAGAUUGCUCGGCAACACUUCCGGUGAUGCUAAUACCCCAGUUGUAUCCCCAUUCAACAUGUCUGCUUCUUCUGAGAAAUCGCUUGUUGCAAAUGUGGUUGCAUAUUCGGCCUAUGUUAAGAGUCAUUCCGAUGUGAAUUUGCGGGACCUGUCGUGGACUCUGAAUUGCCGUCGCUCUACGUUGCCGGUUAGGUUAUCUAUCUCUGCAUCGAAUACCGAAGAGCUUGUCGCAAGACUGGAUGAUGCAGUGCAAUCAUCCACUGGCAUUACCCCAAGCACACAGACCGCAACCAUCCAUGAACCAAAGAUUCUUGGAGUCUUCACAGGCCAAGGUGCGCAGUGGGCAAAAAUGGGUGCAGAGCUUCUGGGAUCUUCAGCAAUGGCACGGGAAUGUAUUGGCCGUCUUGAUCGCUCCCUACAGAGUUUGCCCACCGAGCACCGCCCCGACUGGUCUCUAAGCAAAGAGCUGCUCAAAGACAAGGAUUCAUCUCUUAUUGCGCUGGCAAAGUUUUCACAGCCGCUUUGUACAGCUGUCCAAAUUGUCCUAGUCCAGCUUCUCCAUGCUGCAAAUAUCAAAUUCAAGGCUGUGGUUGGUCACUCGUCUGGCGAAAUUGCCGCCGCCUACGCUGCAGGUUAUCUAAAUGAAAAAGAUGCCAUUCGCAUUGCAUACUACCGUGGAUGGUCUCUUCAAUAUGCCAACGACAAAGAAGGACCAAAUGGUGCCAUGAUGGCUGCGGGUACAUCUUUCCAAGAUGCCCAGGAACUGUGCGAGAUGCCUUCACUAGAAGGCCGAAUUUGCGUCGCGGCUAGCAAUUCUUCCACUAGUGUUACUCUCUCUGGUGAUGCGGAUGCGAUCAAUGAGGCACAAGAAAUUCUCGAAGAUGAGCAGAAGUUUGCUCGCCUCUUGAAGGUUGACAAGGCAUACCACUCGCACCACAUGCUGUCUUGUGCGGCACCUUACAUUGCAGCGAUCCAAAAGUGUGGCAUCACUAUGCAACCUCGGCCUCCUGGUAGUGCUAUUUGGAUCUCCAGUGUAUAUGGCGAGAACAUUGACGACAUCAAUGACAACCUGGCUGACACUUACUGGAGCAACAAUAUGGUCAACCCUGUCCUCUUUUCUCAAGCAGUGACUUAUGCCGUUGGAUCGGCAGGACCCUUCGACAUGGCAUUAGAGGUUGGACCACACCCAGCACUAAAAGGACCCGCAAUGCAAACUAUUCAAGAAGUCUCCGGUCAAGCAUUACCUUACACGGGGACAUUGAAUCGCGGAAAAAAUGACCGAGAGGCUUUUGCAUCUGCUCUCGGUGCACUGUGGGUAUCACUUGGAGAGAGCGUUGUCGAUUUUGCCGGGUUCGAAAGCAAGGCGACACAAAGCACUCGACAGCCCAGCUUGAUCAAGGGUCUUCCAUCGUACUCGUGGGAUCACGAUCGUGUCUAUUGGCAUGAGUCUCGCUCUUCGGCUGCGUUCCGUACUGAGAAUGAACCUUUCCAUUCUCUCCUUGGUGUUAAAUGCCCGGAUGGGACUGAUAAGGAGCUGCGCUGGCGCAACUAUCUUCAUCCUCGCGAAGUCUCUUGGCUAGCACAUCAUCAGGUACAGGGACAAAUGGUGUUCCCAGCUGCUGGGUAUAUUUCAGCAGCUGUCGAGGCCGUCUCUCAGAAGUAUGGUCUCCAGUCCGUUAAGUUGAUCGACUUCCGUGAUGUGAUCAUUGGCCAAGCUUUGGUUCUUGAGGAGAAUGGUGGAGUCGAGACUAUUUUCAGACUAUCAAUCGAGGAAGUGCGCGAUGAUAUCGUGACAGCGUCUUUCGCCUGCCAUUCCAGUGCCAACAAGGGAUCCGCCAACAUGUCCCUGCACGCCUCCACCUCGCUUCAGAUCUCCCUGGGCCAGCCGGAUAAUGAUAUUCUUCCCCCUCGCUCUGAAACCCAUGGAAUGUUCCUUGAAUUGGAAGCCGAUCGCUUCUACAACACAGUUUCAGAGCUUGGAUUCGGUUAUACAGGACCUUUCCAAGCCCUCUCCAACCUGAGCAGGAAGAUGGACGAGGCUACCGGUCUCAUUGCUGUCCCAGAGGUAGACGAUGACGAGCGACCAUUAAUUAUUCAUCCGGGUUCGCUCGAUGGCGCCAUCCAGUCAAUUAUGUUGGCUUAUUGUUUCCCCGGAGAUGGUCGCCUACAGACUCUCUACCUGCCCACUCGUAUUGACAGGCUUCUAUUGAACCCAUCAGCCUGUGCUGCCCUCGCUGCGCCCGGAACAGAUCUCCCAUUCUACUCAGCAGUCGCGGAGGCUCGCUUCGCUGAGCUUUCUGGUGAUGUCAGUAUUUUCUCUGCUGACAGCCAGCACACGUUGGUUCAACUUGAAGGGCUUCAUACGACCCCACUCAGUCCAUUGACAUCCAUCAAUGAUAUUCCCUUCUUCACGGAGGUCACCUGGGAUGUUGAUGGGCCGACUAGCCCCAAGGCCACUACGGAAUUGAAACCGCAAGACCAAGCUCUCUUAUUAGAUCUUGAACGCAUGGCUCACUUCUACUUCAAAAACCUCAAUAGCUCAAUCACAGAGACCGAACGCGCGAAAGCUGCCUGGAACCAUGUUCAUCUUUUGUCAUAUGCUGAGCACUGCGUCGCUUCUGUUGCAUCUGGGAAGCACAAACUUGCGAAGACUGAAUGGGCUAGCGAUACACUUGACACCAUUACUCCAAUUAUAGAGCGAAAUAUUGACAGCAUCGACAUCAAGGCUCUCUCUGCCAUCGGCCAGAACCUGUGUGCUAUGAUUCGCGGUGAGAAGAACCUGCUUGAAAUUCUCAUACAAGAUAACAUGCUUGGUAGUUUUCAUGCCAACACACUUGGAAUUGAUUUCUACAUUGGAGAGACUGCUCGCAUGGCUCGUCAGAUCAGCCACCGGUAUCCUCACUUGAAUGUUUUAGAAAUUGGUGCUGGUUCUGGUGCCAAUACCGAGAGGAUUCUGCCUGCGCUAGGCUCGGCAUUCACCUCUUAUACAUACUCCGAUAUCUUGGACACCGGCUUCGAUGAUGCCCGUGAGAAAUUCUCGGAAUACCAAUCUAGAAUGGCAUUCAAAGUCCUAGACAUCGAGAAGGACACCUUAGAGCAAGGAUACGAAGAAGAAUUCUUUGAUUUGGUGAUUGCCCCUCUCGCUUUGUAUGCUACAAAGAAUCUCGAGGCUACCCUGACGAAUGUUCGUCGUUUGAUCAAGCCUGGUGGCUAUCUGAUCAUGUUGGAGAUCACGAACCCCGACAUUAUGCGUUUCGGCCUCAUUCUCGGUGGCCUACCUGGUUGGUGGCUAGGCCAUGAGGAGGGAAGAACUCUGUCCCCUUGCGUCGCUGAGAGUAAGUGGGACGAGCUGAUGCAAAAGGUCAAGUUUUCAGGAUUGCAGGCUCUCGCGCCAUCUUCCUCAACCUCUAAUUUGCCGUUCUCUGUCAUGGUCACGCAAGCGGUUGACCAUCGCAUCAACUUCCUCCGUGAUCCCUUGGCCCAUAUACACCAACCGCUUGGUGUUGACUCGUUGACAAUUAUCGGAGGUAAGACGCCACUUACUGCUACUUUGGCUGCUGAAGUCAAGGCUGCAGUCAGUCGCCACUACAGCAACAUCCAUAUCGCCAACUCCUUGGGAGAUAUUGUCUCCGCAGAUUUGCCAGUGAUGGGAACGGUGAUCAGUUUGAUCGAACUCGAUGAACCGGUUCUCAAAAGCAUGAAUUCCGAGGACUUGAUUUCAUUCCAGGAAUUGUUCAAACGAAGCAAGAAUGUUCUUUGGCUAGGCCAUGGAGCUCAAGGUGACAACCCCUACGGCAACAUGUUCACCGGCGUCCAGCGGACACUGCUCAUGGAAAUGACCCACUUACACGUCCAUUUCCUGAAUCUACACUCGUUGCGUGAAGCCGAUACCAAAAAUAUUGCAACCAAGCUUCUUCAUCUUGAAGUUGCCGAAAUUUGGGAACAGAGUGGCCAGCUUGAUGGAAUCCUAUGGUCUAACGAGCGAGAGAUAGCAUUGGAGAACGGAAAGUUCCAACUUCCUCGCUUCCGUUUCAACUCUCGUCGCAACGACAGAUACAAUUCUUCAAGACGGCUUAUUACGAAGAACAUUGAGCGAACCAAGUCGAUCGUCACUAUACAGCAAUCGGACACGGGAUAUCAGGUUGAAGAGAAAGAUAUUCGCUCCACCUUGUCCUUCCCCGAUGGAGUUGAAAUCCAUGUUACUCACUCCCUGUUACGCGCUGUACCCAUAACCGAGGCGGAAAGUCUAUUCCUGGUAAUCGGGCAUAAUACUCGCACUAAUGAGCGGGUGGUUGCUCUGUCGCAUGUUUUGGAGUCUCAAGUUCAUGUGCCACAUAGUCUCGCUGUUCGUUGCGGAGACUCUGAAGAUCAAGCCAUUCGUUCUAUGCUCACUCUCUAUCUGCACUUCUUUUCUCUGUCUAUGCUGCAGAAGCUCCAACCUGGCACGGCUUUGGCGGUUUUGGAUCCCGACUUUUCCAUGACUCCUGUUUUGACCAAGCAUGCCAAUGAAAAGGGCGUUCAGCUUGUUCUGCUGACAACGAAGCAAGGUCCUUGCUCUUGGCCAUGGAUACAAGUUCACCCAAAUACCACCCGACGGGAUCUAAUGACUAAAUUACCCAAAAACAUUGCGAGACUUGUCACCAUGGGGGGUAGCGAUGAUGUGCUGUCGGUUCUUAAAGCAUGCCUGCCGGCUAUAUAUCCAUUUGAGAACGAGACUACUCUUACAGCCACUUCCUAUCAGUCACAAUUCAUUUCUGACAUGGGGCCAUUGGCCAUGCAGCUUCGGAAUGUCUGGAUGAGAGCGCAGUAUGACUUGAUGCCGGUGAAUCUACACAGGUUCGCAUCCUUGACUCCCCAGGAUCUCAUUCGCACAAACUACCCACUGGCUGAGCAGUCCCUUGUUGCUUGGGGUGAAUCUGAGCUUGCUGUUCAAGUCCGUCCAGCCACAAAGCAAGUGAAGUUCUCCAAAGACAAGACUUACUGGCUUGUUGGUCUCACUGGUGGACUUGGCUUGUCUCUCUGCCAGUGGAUGGCCAGACAGGGUGCACGAUACAUCGCACUUUCAAGUCGCAACCCUAAGAUUGACGAGCAGUGGUUGAAACGAAUGGCAGCAGCCGGAUGCACUGUUCGCGUUUUUUCGAUUGAUAUCACAAAGCGCGAGUCUGUCCAGUCUGGAUAUCGUCAGAUCUGUGAUAGCAUGCCUCCGGUUGCUGGUGUCGCUCAAGGCGCCAUGGUCCUCCAGGAUACCAUGUUCAUUGACCUAGAUCUUCCACGGCUGGACAAAGUCCUCCGCCCCAAGGUUGACGGUAGUAUACUUCUCGAUGAGCUGUUCCCCGAAGACACACUUGACUUCAUGGUGUUCUUCUCGUCAAUGGCUGCUAUGACAGGUAAUCCAGGACAGGUUGCUUACAACGCCGCGAACAUGUUCAUGGCAAGUCUAGCUGCACAACGCAGAAAGCGUGGCCUGGCAGGACAUGCAAUCAACAUUGGUGCUAUUGUUGGCAAUGGAUAUGUGACCCGAGAACUGAACAUGGGUCAACAGUCAUACCUGUACCGAGUCGGACAUUCUUGGAUGUCCGAACAAGAUUUCCAUGAGGUAUUUGCCGAAGGUGUCAUUUCCUGCUUGGAGCGCGUUGGUGCUGCUGAAUUGUGCUGUGGUCUCCGAAUCGACGAUGACGAGUCGAAGAGUUGGAUUUCUAACCCCAUGUUCCAACAUUUGGUCUUCAAAUCCAGUAGCCUUGUCAUUUCUGAUAAGAAGGGAAAAUCCGGCAUGCUGAUAAAGACACGCUUAUUUGAGGCGACGUCCAUGCAGGAGGUUAUGGAGAUCUUGAUAGAUGGCUUUAUCCUAAAGCUGCAGUCCGCCCUUCAAGCUGAUCCGUCCAAGCCAAUGCUGGACAUGAGUCCCGAUGAACUAGGUGUGGACUCACUGGUCGCUGUUGACCUUCGCUCGUGGUUCCUCAAAGAAUUGGGAGUCGACAUGCCAGUACUGAAGAUUUUCAAUGCGGCAUCCGUUCGCGAGCUGCUUGCUACAGCCGCAGAAGUUCUUCCGGAGACGCUUGUACCUAAUCUCCCCAGCAUUGAGCAGUUCCCAAACGCUGCAACGCGUCAACCCGCUCCGGUCGUGCCAGUGGCUAACAUCGACAGUAACACUUCUGAUGAGAUUCUGACUCCAGACACGAACGACACUCUGGAAGCCUUCAAAUUUGCAAUCCCGGACGCGACGAAUACCUAUAGUGGUAGCUCGGCCGCUUCGUUGAACACUGGCGACUCCAAUUCCGAAGAAAAUGCAGACACCUCUUCCUCAAUUUCCACCGAUGAUAAUGAGAUCAUUUCACCCGGUCGGGAAGUUCAAAAAACCACCUCAAUGUCUUAUGGGCAGUCUCGCUUCUGGUUUCUUGGUCAUCUGGUUGAGGACAAGACUGCUUUCAACAUCACCCCAACAUUUGAAUUGACUGGUCGUCUGAGGGUGGACGACUUUGCUCGAGCCAUUGAGACUACUGGUCAGCAUCAUGAAGCAUUGCGUACAUUCUUCUUCACUGACGACGAGCGAAACCACAAGCAGGGUGUAUGGGCCAAGUCCAACGUACGCCUCGAACGUAUUGAGAUUUGCGACCAAUGUGAGGUUGAGCAGGCUUCAAGGCAUAUGAAGGCACAUGAAUUCGACCUUGCCAAUGGCGAAAUCAUGCGUGUUCAACUUCUUUCCCUGAAUUCUGCAAAGCACUGGAUGAUAUUCGGUUUCCAUCAUAUCAAUAUGGAUGGCAUCAGCUUUGAGGUCUUCUGGUCGGAUGUUGAAAAAGCCUACCAGGGUAUACCUCUCUCACAGGAUGGCAUCCAGUACCCGGACUUCACCUUGCGACAAAUUCGGGAAUAUGAAGAUGGUGAAUGGGCCAAUGACCUGGCUUACUGGCGAGCACAGUUUGUCGACAUCCCACCAGCGAUUCCUUUGCUCCCAUUUGCUCUGCAAUCUGUCCGCCCCAAGGUUGCCCAGUUUGGCUCACAUACUGCUCAAAUGCGUCUUGAUGCGAACACUUCAGAGUCGAUUGAACGGUGCUGCCGAAUGUUCAAAUCCACGCCCUUCCAUUUCCACCUCGCAAUCUGGCAGAUCCUUCUCUUGCGCUUCUUUGAUUCAGAAAACAUUUGCAUUGGUCUAGGUGAUGGCAACCGCACCGAAGCUGACAUCCUGCGAAGCGUGGGGUUGUACUUGAAUCUUCUUCCUGUAAAGUUCUCCCAGCACCCAGGCCAAUCUUUUGGGGAGUCGCUCAAGGACGUCCGGAACAUUACGCAAGGCGCAUAUACUCAUUCGCGCGUACCAUUUGAUGUAAUUCUGACAGAACUUGGCGUUCCGCGAUCUGCGUCUCACAACCCUCUUUGUCAAGCCAUGUUCAACUACCGUCCCAAGAUUGAACAGAGCAGAACUUUCUGCGGAUGUAUUGCCGAUGGGGCUCUUUUAGGUGGUGGUGAAACUUCCUUUGAUCUCAGCCUCGAUGUUGGCAACGUCGGCGCAGGCGAGACCCUCGUCCAUUUAUCCGUCCAGGAAAGUCUCUACAAUUUGGACCAUGCUGAGAUCCUCAUUCGCUCUUACUCGAAUCUGGUUCAGUCUUUCCUGCGAAACCCAGCAACUCGAGUGACCUGGCCGGGGCCCGAACUGCGAGAGGAGUACCCCAUCACCAUUGUGCAUCGCUUAGAUGAGAUUACUCGCGCCUAUCCUGACCGUGUGGCCUUGAAGAACCACGAUGGAACUUCACUCACAUAUGCUGAAGUUCAGCGUCGCGUCAAUAUCAUUGCCCAUGAGCUCCUCACCAACGGGAUCGGCUCAUACACCCGUGUUGGAGUUUUGCAAUCCCCAAGUGCAGACUGGAUAUGCUCUCUUAUGGCCAUUCUCCGUGUCGGUGGCUCCUACAUUCCGCUUGACAAGAAGGUUGGCAUGGAAAGACUGGCCAUGAUCAUGGAUGAAACAAAUGCCCCUGUAAUUCUCCUUGAUAAGACCACCAUAUCUGACUUUGGCCUCUUACAUACAAAGGCUGAGCCAAUUGAUGUGGGUAGCCUGCGCGACUCCUCUGCCAGCACGGUCCCCAACAUGGCGACACCAGAGCAGACUGCAGUCAUCAUGUAUACCAGUGGAUCAACCGGAAUCCCCAAAGGUCUCAUGAUCUCCCAUUCGGCAUACGUUCACCAUGUCCAAGCUUCCAGUGCGAAGUGGAAUGUCAAGCAAGGAGACGAGACCCUCUUACACCAGUCUUCCUACGCAUGGGAUGCGUCUCUUUGGCAGAUCAUGGUUUCGCUCUGCAAUGGUGCAACUCUUGUUAUCGCUUCAAGUAAGGAAAGAGGUGAUCCUGUUGCUCUCACCGAACUUAUUGCAUCUGAGAAAGUGACUCUCACUCUUGCAACCCCGACGGAGUAUCUUGCUUGGAUGCAACACGGCCGAUCCAGUCUAAGUAACUCCAGCCUAAGGACCGCUAUCUGUGGCGGUGAGUUUGUAUCCAGUGGAUUGAUAGAGGAGUUCAAAGCGCUCCAACGACCCGGACUCAAGUUGAUAAAUGGCUACGGACCUGCGGAGAUUUCCAUUGCCUGCUCUGGUACUGAGAUCCCGCUGGAUUCAACUGCUGCAUGUUCUGAGCAGGCGCUCUUUACAUUGCCAAACUACUCUGUCUAUAUUGUUGAUCAGAAUUCCGUCCCUGUUCCGAUCGGGAUUCCUGGUGAAGUGGUCAUUGGUGGUGCAGGAGUUGCACAGGGCUAUCUGAACAGCGCAAAGACCGAUGACCGUUUUGCGCCUGAUCACUAUGCCAAUUCAUUCUUCAAAGAGAAUAAUUGGACAAGACUUCAUCGAACUGGAGAUCGCGGAAGGCUCACUGCGAACGGUGGGUUGGUCCUAUUAGGACGCAUGGAUGGCGAUAAUCAAGUCAAGCUGAGAGGCAUGAGAAUUAAUAUCGAAGAAGUCGAGAGAGCCAUUGUAAACUCUUCCGCUGGUGCCAUUGUUCAGGCUGUGGUAUCCAUACGCUCUGAUGCCGACCACAACUCGGACAAAUUUCUUGUGGCCUUUGCUGUGAUGACAACCAUGGACAACUACGAGAGCACACAUCAGUUCCUCAAGCGCCUUACUUGGGAGCUACCGUUGCCCCAGCAUAUGCGACCUGUUGCUAUCAUUCCCAUUGAGGCUAUUCCUCAGAAUACUUCUGGCAAGACCGAUCGAGCGGCAGUUACCUCACUUCCCAUCCCAGAAAUUGCAUCUCAAUUAGCAAAGGAUGAAACUCUCACGGCUUCUGAGCAAUCAUUGCGUCGACUUUGGCAGCAGACGCUUCCACGAGAAGUGGCAAGCUAUCAUUCAAUUGACUCCCAGUCUGAUUUCUUCCAUGUUGGGGGAAACUCGCUUGCUAUGGUUGAUCUACAGGCUUUAAUUAAGGAUCAUUUGGGAGUCUCAAUGGCACUAUACCAGCUUUUUGAAUCUAGCACACUUCGCGCAAUGGCUGCAGCUAUUGAAGAUUUGACUGUUCCGGUUCAGCAGUUAGAAGUUGAUUGGACAAAGGAAGUUGCGAUCGAUUCUACUCUCGCCUCUUCUUUGAACGACGGCGGCACCCACAUUAUUCCCUCUGGGGUUAGGGUUGUGGUUCUCACCGGUGCUACUGGCUUCCUUGGCAAGGAACUUCUCCGACUCCUGUUAAGGGAAUCUGACGUUGUCUCCGUCCAUUGUCUGGCGGUCAGGAAAGAAUCUUCCCAACUGCCAGAGAAUUUCUCGCACCCGAAGGUUCAUUUGCAUAAGGGUGACCUUGGAGCUCGUCAACUGGGACUCAGUGAUUCAGAGGCUAGCUCAAUUUUUUCUUAUGCAGACAUCAUAAUUCACAAUGGUGCCGACGUUUCAUUCAUGAAAAGCUAUCAGACUCUCAAACUCAUCAACGUGGCAUCGACCAAGGAACUUGUCAGACUCGCUUUGCCGAGAUGCAUUCCAUUCCACUUCGUUUCCACGGCUGGUGUUGCUCGUCUUUCAGGACAAGAAAGCUUUGGUGAAUGUUCCGUGGCAUCGUUCCCUCCUCCAUCACCACCAAACGACGGGUACAUUGCUGCAAAGUGGGUCAGCGAGGUGUAUCUGGAGAACGUUCACCGACAGUUCGGUCUUCCUCUGUGGAUCCAUCGUCCAUCCAGUAUCACCGGUACAAAUUCACCAGAGCUUGACCUGAUGGGAAACGUCAUGCAAUACAUCAAGGAGACCCGCAAAGUGCCGGACUCAAGCUCAUGGUCUGGAGUUUUUGAUCUCGUAUCUGUUGAAACAGUUGCAAAUCAACUUCUCGAGGCCGUUUACCGAUCUGGUCUCGGUCAUUCACAUCAAGUCAAAUACAUGUAUGAGUCCGGUGAAAUGCAACUCGGAAAAGAAGAUAUCAUGCCGCUGAUGGAGCUAGGAACCGGUCAGGAGUUCCACACUAUUUCUAUGGAAGAGUGGGUUUCUGCUGCUGAGCAAGCGGGAAUGAGUCGGCUGCUGGCUGCUUACUUGCGUGGGAACUCUGAUGGACAGGUACUUCUUCCCAGAUUGGUGAAAGAGGAAACAUUAUAG
Molecule: messenger RNA, 11895 nt
Organism: Penicillium nucicola
Lineage: Eukaryota; Fungi; Ascomycota; Eurotiomycetes; Eurotiales; Aspergillaceae
Exons: 7
Coding region: 1-11895 (3964 amino acids)
Biological process (GO): secondary metabolite biosynthetic process; fatty acid biosynthetic process
Molecular function (GO): phosphopantetheine binding; 3-oxoacyl-[acyl-carrier-protein] synthase activity; fatty acid synthase activity
Source: RefSeq, a predicted model, not a curated record